AUGAAGAUUCUCGAGUCUCAAAACGCGCUUCUCUCCAACUACGAGGUCUACCAGCAUAUUGUCGACCAGCGCAAGCGCAACAAGACACAAGACCGGCGACUGCCCGGCAAUGCCCACCAUGUCCUGACCGAGGUCUUCACAUAUCUCAGUACCAAACCCAGCCCCCUCGCCCAGCAAGAAACCACCCAAGCCUACAGCGGCGCGGCCAUCGCGCAGCUGCUGGAGAAGCUGCGGGCCGCCGACCUGCCCAGCGAGCUGACCAAGGGCGAGCUGCUCUCCAUCCUCAAUGUGCGUCCGUCGUCUACUGCGCUUCUGAGCACGGCUAUCGAGGACAUGGAGGAGCGGUUCGGCGACGACGAGCAGAACACCAUUGUCGAGAUCAUUGGGGAGGUGCUCGGCGUGGAUGAGCCGAAUGAGGGCGAGGCUGAGGCUGGCGCGGGUGAAGAGGAUGCCGAAGGGGAGAUGGAUGCCGAGGGGGAAGUCGACCCGGUGCCGGUGCGGUCGGUGGAAAACGGCCUCUAA
Dichotomopilus funicola is the source of this 522-nucleotide messenger RNA. Its product is annotated as RNA polymerase Rpb4-domain-containing protein. Lineage: Eukaryota; Fungi; Ascomycota; Sordariomycetes; Sordariales; Chaetomiaceae. The record is from RefSeq and is a predicted model, not a curated record. The transcript is spliced from 2 exons. Gene Ontology annotation, cellular component: RNA polymerase III complex. The coding region runs from base 1 to 522 and encodes 173 amino acids. Gene Ontology annotation, biological process: transcription initiation at RNA polymerase III promoter. Gene Ontology annotation, molecular function: nucleotide binding.